AUGUACCAGCACCAGCCGCCCGUAAUGUACCAGCACCAGCCGCCCGUAAUGUACCAGCACCAGCCCGCAACUUACGAGCAGUCCACCAUGGAGUCUGCCAUGAACAGCACUUCAGCUCCGAGUCCGACCGUAAAAUCCCAGAGGCCGCCAUCUCGACAAAAAUUAAAUUUAGUAAAAUGUUUAAUAUGUCAUAAGACUGGACACCGGGCGGCGGAGUGCCGCAGUCGAGUCCGCCAAGAGCCUUCGAAUAGGCAAAGGGCUCCACUCUUAGUUAGGCCACCAAGACGUGCUGGAAGAGGAGGAAGAAGGUUCAUGACUCCAGUAUAUGAACCAGACACCCAAAGGGAACCAUCCAUGAAUAAUUCAAAAGAGUCGCUUAACCAAGGCACUUUGGAAGAUAUUCCAAUUGAACUAAUGAAUAUGCCUGAAGAGUAUUCUCUAGGACAUUGUGUGGCAAAAGAUAUGCGUAUGAGUGCUGGUAUCGCCGUAUAUUUCAAGAGAAAAUUUGGAAGAGUUGGCGAACUAAUGGACCAAAGACCAAAUGUUGGUUCAGUAGCGCAUUUGCAAGAAAACGAUAGAUUUAUUUAUUAUUUAAUUACCAAGGAGCUUAGCAACCAAAAACCAACGUACAAUUGUAUAACUGCAGCCAUUACAAAACUACGUGAUCUUAUUGUAGAACAUGGUGUUAAAAAACUAGCCAUCCCACGUAUUGGUUGUGGUCUAGACAAAUUAGACUGGUCCAUAGUAAGAGGCAUUAUUGAAAUUGCAUUUCAAAAUGUAGGAUGUAAAAUCAAAAUUUGUCAUUUUAUACAUAAUUUGUCAAAAGAGUCAGAAUUACUUCGAGUCGAACAUCCAAGAACUAUAAAAGUUCGUAAAAGUAUCAAAGAUAUAGAAAAGCGAAAAUUUGAAAAACUGAAUAUUAUAUUAUUUUCUCGGAAAACAACUUUACCAGUGUAUUGGGAUCAACAUUUUGAAUCAGUCAAUGAAAAAUACUGCUUUAAGUCACAAUACUGUAAAGACUAUGAGGCAGAUCUUGAAGUUGGUCAGUGUUUAUAUUACCGCACAAUGGAAGCUUACAUAUUCGUUAUCAUCACAAACGAAAAUACAAUAGACCAUUUUUCAUAUCAAAACUUGGAAACUGGACUUGUGAAAAUGAAAAUGUUGAUCAACAAUGAUCAGUGGCACCCAACAUUCGUUAUACACAGCAUGAAUAAUUAUAUAUUUGAAUAUCUCAUUAACAAAAAAAUUGUAUCUCUAAUAUGUACAACUUUUUUAGAAUUGACUCCAUGUUUAAUUAUUCAAAUAGUAAACAGUAAUUCUUAA
This is a messenger RNA of Macrosiphum euphorbiae (potato aphid), 1323 nucleotides long. NCBI's taxonomy places the organism in Eukaryota, Metazoa, Arthropoda, Insecta, Hemiptera, Aphididae. The record is from the annotation of a GenBank genome assembly.